This is a messenger RNA of Trypanosoma cruzi, 701 nucleotides long. RefSeq lists its product as uncharacterized. The record is from RefSeq and is a predicted model, not a curated record. The transcript has a single exon. The annotation marks the transcript as partial. Lineage: Eukaryota; Euglenozoa; Kinetoplastea; Trypanosomatida; Trypanosomatidae.
GCGAAGGCGUACGCUACCACAAUGAAGAAAAGCACUCGCUGCCCAAUUCAGGAACCUUCAGUGCACUUUGGAUAGGCUAUACCACUUUCAAGAUGCGGGACCCGCAUGAGCGGACGGCACGGGAUCUUUGCAGUCUUUUUCUAACUUAUUAUGCUGCAUUAUUAGGUGGUAUUGGGAUUUUUGGUGCGGGGGCCCACACGCUUUCCAAUGCAAGCCCAAAGGACGUCCCGUUCUAUAGGUCGCUUAUGAAUACGCAAUGCUACAGCGCUCUUACAGAAACAAUUCAGGAGGCUUUGGCUGAUAAGAAUCAUGCGUGGAUGAACAAUGAAUUUUGUGUUGCACUUGUCCGAGGACACGCGAAGAUCUACCCUCAACAUUACCAGCAACUUAUUUUCGAGGAAAACAAGGGAGUUGGAUACACGACUCGUUACGAAAAUUGCUUUGGAAGUAGAGAAGAACUGACAGCACUUUCUGCCGCGAUUCACGGAUGUGGAGGACAUCAAAUGGGCGCUGGUAGGUUGUUUUGUCAGUGUCUGCGCGGUCUGAUGAAACAUCUGGUGUUCUUGAAGGAUCACUCUGUUUUGGUGACGCUAGAAGCCUCCAGUUUUGCUAGGGGCUAUGGGGAUUACGACUCUGACCCUCGGUACAGUCCUGAUUUUGUUGAGAUGAUGGUUGUCCAACCGUCCAAUGACACAAAGUGA